Molecule: messenger RNA, 1017 nt
Organism: Fusarium subglutinans
Lineage: Eukaryota; Fungi; Ascomycota; Sordariomycetes; Hypocreales; Nectriaceae
Product: beta-succinyl synthetase precursor
Exons: 4
Coding region: 1-1017 (338 amino acids)
Biological process (GO): tricarboxylic acid cycle; succinyl-CoA metabolic process
Cellular component (GO): succinate-CoA ligase complex
Molecular function (GO): succinate-CoA ligase (ADP-forming) activity; ATP binding
Source: RefSeq, a predicted model, not a curated record
AUGCCGCUCAGUCGAUCCUCUCCGAGUUCCCUCAAUGCCCAGGAGCUCGCUGAUCGCAUGCUCGGCCACCGCCUCCGCACCAAGCAGACCUCAGAACGAGGUCUUGUCGUCAACAAAGUCUACGUCACAGAGCAAGUGAAGUACGAAAAGGAGUUCUACUUAUCCUUUGCGGUAGACAGAACCAAAAGCAAGCCGGCAAUCGUCGUAUCGAGAAGCGGGGGAAUGAAUGUCGAAGAGGCCGCCGAGAAGGACCCCGAUAGCAUUAUCAAGCUGCAUCUCUCCUACGACAAGGAUAUUACGCGGAAGGAUGCGAAUGCUAUCGCAAAGGUGCUCGGCCUUACCAGCGAGCACUCUAUCAAGCAGUUGCACACGAUGGUCUCCCGCCUGUACACUAUUUUCAGAGCCAAGGAUGCAACCUUGCUGGAGAUCAACCCCGUGGUCAUCACUAAGGAAGGAGAUCUUAUUUGCCUAGACUCCAAAUUCUCCUUCGACGAUGCUGCGUGCUUUCGACAGCCAGAGCUCGCCAAGUUUAGGGGUGAGGGAGAGGGAGAGGGGGAGGACAAGGACCCGCGACAGGCUCUCGCUGCAAGCCACGGCUUUGCGUACGUGUCUCUUGAUGGAAUGAUUGGGAACAUUGCCAACGGCGCGGGCCUUGCCAUGGAUACAAUGGACGCCAUCGCCUACUACGGCGGAACCUGUGCUAACUUCCUUGAUGCGGGAGGCAAGGCUACCAAGGAUACCAUGGUCAACGCGCUUCGGCUGGUACUGAGCGACGAGCGCGUAAAGGUUCUCUUCAUCAACAUUUCUGGCGGCAUUAUCCGCGGACCCGUCGUUGCGGAGGCACUUAUCGAUGCGCUCAAGGAGAUCAGCAAGUCCAAGAUUCCUCUAGUAGUCAGGCUCGAAGGUACGGGGUCCACUGAGUGUCGCAAAAUUCUCGAGGGAAGUGGCCUUCCUAUCCAUUCGAUCAGUGACUUUUCCGAAGCUGUGCAGAAAGCUGCUGCCCUGUCUCGGACCUGA